Homarus americanus (American lobster) is the source of this 918-nucleotide messenger RNA. Its product is annotated as SET and MYND domain-containing protein 4-like. The record is from RefSeq and is a predicted model, not a curated record. The transcript is spliced from 7 exons. Bases 112 to 918 code for a protein of 268 amino acids. Lineage: Eukaryota; Metazoa; Arthropoda; Malacostraca; Decapoda; Nephropidae. Gene Ontology annotation, molecular function: protein binding.
UAUAGAAGCAACACGGCACUCGGCACAGCAGUUGUGGCUGUGAGCAGCAGUGCAUUACAGUGACUGUGUCUGAUUUAUUAUAUGUUUUCAUACCACUAGCUCUCAGUCACCAUGGAAAGACCUGGGCAGGGAACAAGUGAGCAGGAAGUGGAAUAUCUGAAGAAAGUGUGUUCAGAUGUGACGUUGUACAGCCUUAAGGAAGGGUUCUUCAAGCAUUAUAUGGAGCAGAUAGAUGCACAGGUAUCUCAAGAUUACCUCCAUAAAUUUGGCCAGCUGAAGAAUAAUGAAGCGCGAAUUAUUAAGACCUGGGCUGUCAAGCCCAUCCACACGCUCAAAGUACAGAGCUUCUACAAACACAAGAGUAGAGAAGUAUCUGAAAGUCGACGCACAGAUGGAAACAAAGCAUAUCAAGAGAAGAAAUAUCAACAAGCACUGUUGAAUUAUUCACAAGCGGUGAUGCGCGCCCCAUACGAUGAAGGAGAGAGCCUCGCCCUUGCAUUAGCCAACAGGUCAGCAGUAUUGUACCACAUGAAAGAGUAUCAGCUGGCGCUCCACGACAUACAACUGGCUCUCCAAGUCAACUACCCAAUAAACCUCAUCUAUAAGGUGCUAGACCGUAGGGGUCAGUGUUACUUGUGUUUAGGGAAGUUCACUCUCGCCUUAAACGCUUUUACCGAGGCUGCCGAAGCCCUAGCUACAUCAAGUCUUGACCACAAGAAACAGGAACUAUGGAAGAACGACUUGAGGAUGAAGAUUCACACAUGUGAGGAGAAAGUUGAUGGAGAUGAGCCUGUGCCAGCUAGUAACAACGAAGUGACCUUGUUUUGUGGACAGUCCGAUCCUGCCCAAUGCCCUCUGCUGCGCUAUCUCUACACCAGAAGAAGAAUUAUCCCAAAUUCAAUUGACCCAGUAAUGUAA